AUGGUGAACGGGACCGCCGCUGUGCUGGAGCCCACAUUCACCGGCUAUGUGGCCACCACCCAAGAUGCCCUCAUCCUCUUCGAGGCCUGUCUCACCGGCGUCUUGCAUCAUGUUCCUCGUCGCCCACACGACCGGGAGCGCUCGCAUCUGGUGCGCUCGGGAAGUGUCUUCAUCUAUGAGGAGAAUUCUUCGGGAAUCAAGCGUUGGACCGACGGCGUCACUUGGUCCCCGAGUCGCAUCUUGGGCAACUUCCUCGUCUAUCGUGAAUUAGAGAAGCCUUUCCCCCCGGGGGAGAAGAAGCGCGCGAUGAAAAAGGCCAAUCGUCGACCGGUGCCCUCCACUAGACCCGGUGAACCUUAUCCCCGACAUGACAGCAACGGCUCAACUGGCUCAGGCUACUCGCCCACCUCACCCCCGGGGCCCUUUGGAGAGCGCACACAUCAGUCCGAGCUGGAACGCGCCCUCGUCGGAUCGCUGGUCGAUUCUUACGGUUUCAAGGACUCCGGUCUGGUCAAGAAGACCAUGUCCGUCACCGUCAUGGGCAUCACCCACCACUUGGUCUCCUAUUAUAGCGUCGAGGAUGUCAUGCGCGGCGCACUCAACCCACCAUCCAUAGUCGAAUCACUGCGCUAUAUUCGACCUCGAGUUGACCUCACUCAGAAACAAAGCUUCCGCGCCCCGAUCGACGAUCUCGAGACGAGUGCCAUGGAAUCCGCCCAUGAUCCCUCCCACGCCGCUCUCUACGGAUACCGGCCCCAACAAAUCAUGGCGCCACCAACAUAUGGAAUGCCCAACCCAUCCGCCGAUUUCUAUUCCAUGCACGCCGCCAACCCUUACCCCGCCACACAUCCUCCCCAAUCCGGCCCGAUCGCCGGCUACUCCAUGGGCGCGUCGAUGCCAACACAACAAGCACCGAACCCAUACCUCCCCUCACCCGCCUCGGCGGCAUCCAUGACCCCCAAGGUGGAAGAUUACCACACCUUUCGCACAGGACCGUACGGUGGCAGCAUGGACUCAAUGAGCCACUCGGCACUCUCCUCAUCAAUCCCAGGAGCCCUCAACACCGCCAUCCCAAGCUCGAUGAGCGAUCGCAAUCGCUCCACAUCCGACCACUCCCCCUCCGCCUACCGCAACUCAUCCAUCUCCUCCCGCAGCGUCGCCACAGACGCAACUUCUCCCAUGGAUCCUUCGACCCCAGCCACCUACUCCCGCGGCAGCUUCAGUAUCCCCGGCCAACUGGAUUCAUCACAUUCUCACCACCACCCCCACCACCAGAUGGACCGCGGAAUCGGCCCUCUUGACCCGACUGUCCCGCGCCGUGAAUCAAAUCCCAUGCACCAGCAGAGUUAUUAUGCGCCGGAUCGCUCGCAGUAUUACAUGGGCCCAACUCCCCCGGUGAAUCACGCGCAUUACGCGACCGCUCAGCCUCUGUCAACAUGGACGACGACUGCGCCUGCCCAGCCACAAAUCUGA
Messenger RNA from Penicillium waksmanii, 1473 nucleotides. Its product is annotated as camp independent regulatory protein. The record is from RefSeq and is a predicted model, not a curated record. NCBI's taxonomy places the organism in Eukaryota, Fungi, Ascomycota, Eurotiomycetes, Eurotiales, Aspergillaceae. The transcript has a single exon. Gene Ontology annotation, molecular function: DNA binding. Bases 1 to 1473 code for a protein of 490 amino acids.